Molecule: messenger RNA, 552 nt
Organism: Drosophila subpulchrella
Lineage: Eukaryota; Metazoa; Arthropoda; Insecta; Diptera; Drosophilidae
Gene: Dsk
Product: drosulfakinins
Exons: 1
Coding region: 17-430 (137 amino acids)
Source: RefSeq, a predicted model, not a curated record
AACAGAAAAGUCGAGAAUGGGAUUCAGGAGCUGCACGCACAUCCUUACUCUAGUAUUGCCACUCUGGGCUUUGGCUAUUUGUUUGCUUGUGGCGGUACCAGUCCCAGCCCAGACAUCUAGUCUAGAAAUCUCAAAACAGCAACACCGAUUACAGGAAUUGGGAGCGGAUGCGGACCAGUCCAACGCAAACUUAGCUGAGCCAUUAUUCUCCCGAUUCGGUGACAGACGAAACCAGAAAAAUUUUGGUUUCGGGCGUAGAGUGCCUCUCAUAUCCCGCCCAAUAAUACCAAUUGAAAUGGACCUCUUGGUGGAUAACAAUGAGGAUCGGACAAAAGCUAAGCGGUUUGACGACUACGGCCACAUGCGGUUUGGCAAAAGGGGAGGGGAUGAUCAGUUUGAUGACUAUGGGCACAUGCGAUUUGGCCGGUAAGCCCAAGCCAAACAUUUAGCGGAGAUAAGUCAUUAAGAUAUGUUUAUUUCAAUUCUGUAAUCAAAAAUAUCGAAGUCAAGGAAUACAUUAGAAGAUAUUUAUAAAGUUAUACAUGCUGGCAU